Molecule: messenger RNA, 684 nt
Organism: Penicillium samsonianum
Lineage: Eukaryota; Fungi; Ascomycota; Eurotiomycetes; Eurotiales; Aspergillaceae
Product: class I SAM-dependent methyltransferase
Exons: 1
Coding region: 1-684 (227 amino acids)
Source: RefSeq, a predicted model, not a curated record
AUGUCCGAGGCCAUCAAUAACCAUCAAAUCAAGGCCGAUAUAAAGAAAGCCUAUGAUGAUAUUGCUGAAGUCUACCUGGACUGGACAAAACCUUCUCAUGAAAUACGCCUUUCCUAUCUCGAUCGCAUGCUUCGAUCCUUUGACUCUGCAAAGGAAAACCGCCAGAUCAGCAUCCUUGAGCUAGGAUGCGGCGCUGGGGUACCGUGCACUCAACUGUUGGCAUCGCGUGAAUACAUCAGCGUCACUGCAAAUGAUAUAUCCGACACUCAAAUUGCCUUGGCAAAAGAGCGCCUUCCUGAGUCCGUGAACCUGAUAUCAGGGGAUAUGAUGGAAUUGGAAUUCAGCCAGGAGCAUUUCGAUGCCGUGAUGGCCAUGUAUUCCAUUUUUCAUCUGCCACGCAAUGAACAAACUACGAUCCUUCGUCGCAUUUUUGAUUGGUUGAAACCUGGGGGACGGCUUCUCGCGAAUUUCCCCGAGACUGGAUUUGAGAGCUCUUCUGAUCAAGCUUGGUUGGGUGGCACAAAAGGGGCAAUGCAUUGGAGUGGCUGGGGUAGAAACGAAACGAGAAGACUUCUCACGGAGAUUGGCUUUGAGAUUGAGAUUGACGAGGUUGCUGUGGAUUGUGAAGAAGAAAAUGGAGUUUCGCGGAGCGUUCCGUUCAACUGGAUCUUAGCUAAGAAAUGA